AUGUUUCUCUAUGGGGGUCAGAAGAGGCCUCUGGACCCCUACAAGAGGCCUCUGGACCCCUACAAGAGGCCUCGGGACCCCUACAAGAGGCCUCUGGACCCCUACAAGAGGCCUCUGGACCCCUACAAGAGGCCUCGGGACCCCUACAAGAGGCCUCUGGACCCCUACAAGAGGCCUCUGGACCCCUACAAGAGGCCUCUGGACCCCUACAAGAGGCCUCUGGACCCCUACAAGAGGCCUCGGGACCCCUACAAGAGGCCUCUGGACCCCUACAAGAGGCCUCUGGACCCCUACAAGAGGCCUCGGGAUCCCUACAAGAGGCCUCUGGACCCCUACAAGAGGCCCCUGGACCCCUACAAGAGGCCUCGGGACCCCUACAAGAGGCCUCUGAACCCCUACAAGAGGCCUCUGGACCCCUACAAGAGGCCUCGGGACCCCUACAAGAGGCCUCUGGACCCCUACAAGAGGCUUCGGGACCCCUACAAGAGGCCUCUGGACGCCUACAAGAGGCCUCGGGACCCCUACAAGAGGCCUCUGGACCCCUACAAGAGGCCUCUGGACCCCUACAAGAGGACUCGGGACCCCUACAAGAGGCCUCUGGACCCCUACAAGAGGCCUCUGGACCCCUACAAGAGGCCUCGGGACCCCUACAAGAUGCCUCGGGACCCCUACAAGAGGCCUCUGGACCCCUACAAGAGGCCUCGGGACCCCUACAAGAGGCCUCUGGACCCCUACAAGAGGCCUCUGCACCCCUACAAGAGGCCUCUGGACCCCUACAAGAGGCCUCUGGACCCCUACAAGAGGCCUCUGGACCCCUACAAGAGGCCUCUGGACCCCUACAAGAGGCCUCGGGACCCCUACAAGAGGCCUCUGGACCCCUACAAGAGGCCUCUGGACCCCUACAAGAGGCCUCGGGACCCCUACAAGAGGCCUCUGGACCCCUACAAGAGGCCCCUGGACCCCUACAAGAGGCCUCGGGACCCCUACAAGAGGCCUCUGAACCCCUACAAGAGGCCUCUGGACCCCUACAAGAGGCCUCGGGACCCCUACAAGAGGCCUCUGGACCCCUACAAGAGGCUUCGGGACCCCUACAAGAGGCCUCUGGACGCCUACAAGAGGCCUCGGGACCCCUACAAGAGGCCUCUGGACCCCUACAAGAGGCCUCUGGACCCCUACAAGAGGACUCGGGACCCCUACAAGAGGCCUCUGGACCCCUACAAGAGGCCUCUGGACCCCUACAAGAGGCCUCGGGACCCCUACAAGAUGCCUCGGGACCCCUACAAGAGGCCUCUGGACCCCUACAAGAGGCCUCGGGACCCCUACAAGAGGCCUCUGGACCCCUACAAGAGGCCUCUGCACCCCUACAAGAGGCCUCUGGACCCCUACAAGAGGCCUCUGGACCCCUACAAGAGGCCUCUCUGA
This is a messenger RNA of Procambarus clarkii (red swamp crayfish), 1422 nucleotides long. The record is from RefSeq and is a predicted model, not a curated record. NCBI's taxonomy places the organism in Eukaryota, Metazoa, Arthropoda, Malacostraca, Decapoda, Cambaridae.